UUGAAGUUUGUUGACGUCCAUUUUUGUUUGUUUAUUGUUUUUUAUUUUCGUUUCAUUUCGUUCGGUUUUUUUUUGGCUUUUACGCCCGUUUUCACCAUCUUCCUGCACUAUUCAACAUUUACCGAUGACGUGACCGUGACUUACCAUCAAAACAACCAACAACAUGUCAAAACAAACCAAGAAACGUUCUGUAGACGACGACGACAACAACUCAGUGGUAUUUAAUUCAGUGGUAGAAACCCAAACUAGACAACCAAUAACCGGACCCGAUGGCAAAGUUUAUCACAGCUGCCAAUUUUGCAACAGGAUUUUUCCACUGGAGGAAUCGAGGGACAGUCACAUGAAUUCGUGCAGCAAAAAAGACUACAUUUUGACGGUGGGGGGCGAAAAUCAAUUGAGGGAACAAGACCAAACACCAAAGGCCAAGAAGCAGAAGAAGGAGAAGGAAAAUUCCACACCGCCACAGGACCAUGCCGAGGACAAGAAGAUAAACAAAGGUAGAACAAAUGUGUGGAAGAAAAAUGAGGAAAAAUUGUCCGAAAGUGCCGAACAUAACGUUACCUUAGCAACGAAAGAUGAAAAAACAGAAGAAAAGAGUGAAAGUAUAACGGUUCCAAAAAUGAAACUGUGGACUAAAGUAUCAAAUAGUGAAGAAAAUGGUUCAAUAAGUGAUUCAGAAAAGGAUGUAAGUAAAUCAAGAACUCCGUCAAUAUGUGAGGAAAAAAAUUGCUCAAAUGAAAAAAGUGUGACUAGAACUCGAAUGAAACUGUGGAAUAAAUCCAAAAAAAAUCAAAGUGAGACUGAUAACAUCAAUAAAGACAAUUUAAGCAAUUCUAAAGUGAAUCUGAAUGAAAAUAACAAUUGUGAGGAUGAAACAGGGAAAAACAGAAAUGAGAAGAAACCAAAAACCAGAAUGAAACUGUGGCAUAACGAUGAUAAAAACAAGGAAAAAGAAUUUGUACAAGAAGAAAAUUGUUUGGAAGAUAAAAUUGAAGAAGAAAGUAAAGAGGACUAUGAAGAAAAUGAAGACAAGUUUGUAAGAAGAAACAGAAUGAAACUGUGGACAGAAGACAUAAAAAACAAAUCGAAGAACAAGGAUAAACAUUACGUACCAAUAACCAGUGAAAAUGGGACCAAAAAUCCAGUAACAAAAUCCAGAAAGUCAUUAUUAAGAAACGUUAAGACAAAAUCAGCAGAUACAAUAGACAUCAACGAUAACACACUAUCAGAAACCAAAGAGAAAACAAUCAAGGUGAAAAGAAUUGAAGACAUUCUCGACCCAAACAGUGAACUGCGUCCGGACGUAAAAAAGUUCCUGCAGACGAUAAACGACGAUUGGCAGGAAGAGGGCGAGUCGGAGUUUCCCGAGGACACGCCGAACGUUGCGCCGGUCGAGGAGGAGGCGGAGCCAAAGAAACGAAGCAAACCGGAAUUCGAUCCGCUGAUGUGUCGAUACUGCAAGAUACAAUUCGAGAAUCCGUUCGACAAAUUGAAACAUACGCGUGAGGUACACAGGUCUGUCAAGAAAAUCGUGCCCUACGACGAGGUGGCCCAGUACUUCGACAACGAGGACAAGAACUACUGUCCGAUAUGCGACAAAACUAUUAAGGCCCGGAACUACCGUUCGAUUUUCGUCAAGCAUUUGAUGACCCACACGAACGGUACCAUCUACACCUGCUCCGUCUGCCAGCAACGGUUCAGGCGGAAGGAUCACAUGCGGAACCACGAAAUACGACACGAAAUACGAUGAUUAUUAUGAUUUAACCCUAUUACUACUAUUACCUACGUCGCAUUAUGAAUUUUUUGUCGAUUGUAUUAAUUGUUACCUUGAUUAGAAUAAUUAAGUUUGUGUUAUAAGUUAUGAUAGAUGUAGAUUAUAUUUGAAUAAAUGUUUAGUUAUA
Molecule: messenger RNA, 1901 nt
Organism: Aethina tumida (small hive beetle)
Lineage: Eukaryota; Metazoa; Arthropoda; Insecta; Coleoptera; Nitidulidae
Product: zinc finger and BTB domain-containing protein 41
Exons: 2
Coding region: 164-1750 (528 amino acids)
Source: RefSeq, a predicted model, not a curated record